Plasmodium vivax (malaria parasite P. vivax) is the source of this 149-nucleotide messenger RNA. Its product is annotated as Pvstp1, truncated, putative. The annotation marks the transcript as partial. The record is from RefSeq and is a predicted model, not a curated record. The transcript has a single exon. Lineage: Eukaryota; Apicomplexa; Aconoidasida; Haemosporida; Plasmodiidae.
AAUGCAUAAACGACGAUGAUGAUACAUGUAUAUUAGCUAACAAAAAUGAGCUGGAUAAAUCAGAACUAAUGUUAGAAAACGACACUUCACUAUUUAAUGAGGAUAUAAAUAAGAUCCACAAGGAUAACGUACAAAUGGAAUCCACAUAG